AUGACCCUCAAUCGCGGCUGCCUACAAGAACCACCUACCAUUUCCGGACCAUACUGCUCCAACGUGGGAUCAAUGGAGAAAGGUCCAAAAACCAAAGGAUGGGAUAAUAUGAACUCUAAGGCCGCCAUCGACAAAAAGAGUAACGCUCAUAAGUCUUGUGAAUCUGAACAAAGGUCCCAAGGAACCGACACAGAACCAAAUAUAUGGAAUACUACUAAGACCUGCAUUCCAGAGAUGCAGAGCUCCCUGCUCUGGAGAUCCGACUGCUCUUUCAACCAAGGACUCGAGGAGUUAUCAAAGGCCUUCAUCGCAGCGAUCAUGAGAUCGGGAGCCGAGUGUUUGUGCGAGGGGAGCAGCUCUCUCGAGCCGACACUUCGUGAUGAGAGCGUGAUUGUCAUUAGCGACGACGAGGGUGACGUUACCCUCGGGCUGGGAAAUUCGGUGUUGUUGAUUGAAGACGCUGGAGAGGAGUCUUUUGUUCACGAGAAGAAGACUGAAGAGGUCCUCGAUGAGGAACUGGCCAUCACAUUCAGCAAACGGGCUAAGGUGAUGCCUCAUGCGCGAUACGACUGCACGACGCACCAGUUCACACGGGCUGAACGAGAGACUCAAGUCCCGUUAGAUACGAAUGCUACCGCCUGCUCAGAAUGUUACUGCUAUCUCUGUGACAAGCAAUCCUCCGAGUGUCCAUAUUGGACCACCUUGUCUGCCUGCCACUGCAACGCACAUAAUAAGAGUAAAUAUUGGAAGCAACAGAGAGACUCGGCUCUGGCCGGGGUUCUAACCAUAUUUAAUUUGGAUCUCACAGAGAUUGACACAGAGCUUCGAGAAGGAGGGAAGCAGUUGCAGAAUUUCAUUGAUAGACUGUCUGCGGCGUAUAAGAACUAUUUAGAAGGCACGCCGGUUCCCCGGGACAGCCUUAUCGAGUGCGUGUGCGCGUGUCACAGACGGAAGCUCACGCAACCAUGCAACGGAUGCACCGUGAAUCACAUGCAGGUCGUUGUCUACAGGUACUCUCGUGUUUACCAGUUGGUGACAGAAUAUUUAAAUAAAGCCGACAAGGAAAGUCCUAAGACCGCUGCCGUGAUGCUGCUCGGCGUGGCCAGAGAGCUGACCCUCCAUAAAGCCGUACCUAACCCCAUUACGUUUAAAGAUCCCAGUGAGAGCCUUAAAGAGUCCGUCGUCCUUUUAAUGGCAAGGAUCGUGUCAACUCUGCAGAGGCUGCUGGUUUUGGCAGAUUUUCCAAAGAAUAUCUAUGAGAAGUUUGUGAUGUUUUUCCAGUCUCUUCCGCUGCCGCCUCACUGCUACACCUUUACCAACUGCCUGAAUGUCCUCCCGUGGGAUAACUUCCUUUUGACGUCCGUAUUAGCAGGACAAAACUUGAGCGGUCAGCGCACAAACAAAGGCAAGAAGGAGUAUCUGUGGGAAGCGUUACCUGUCGUGCAGUCCAGGGUGAAAAGGCUGGAGCGAGAUAAGAGUUACAGGCAGCUCGUCCGAUACCUGAAUGCUGUGAGAUGCUCCGACGUUGCUGGAUUGACCAGUUUAAGGCAGAAGACCUGCUUCUAUAUGUGCAAGUACGGGGACUUCACAAACGCAGGAUAUUCUUUGUUGUAUAUGAAAGGCAUGCCGAGUAACAUUGCCCUCCGGCUCACUCCGGCUCAAUUUGAACUCUACCUGACCAUGUUCAGAACAAGCAGCUGCCCCCCGGGGGAUGAUCUCGAAGGGUGCGAUGUAUGGAGAACCUGUGGAGGCACUCCGAUGAAGAAGGGAAUUCUAGUGCGCUGCGCUCUCCGAGUUCUUUAUUGCAAUCAUUUGCUGUCUCAAGAGCCAAGAUGUUGGGGUGCUUUAAUCCGCACUUGGUGUACGAGUGAUUGCCUGAACUCAGAAGGGAAGCUUGUUCCCCUUUACUUAUCGGAACCAGAUCAGACCUUUCAAAGAAUGGUUUUGCAAAUGUCGUGUUCCAUCUUGGAGGAGCUGCGCCAACAGACACAUGCCCAUUUGCCUGACCCAUUUCAUAAAGCUCCCUAUAUUGCAGAGCUGAUCCUCGUGGUCCAGGCUGUCGUUCAGUUUAUGAUGAGCUCUACAGCACCUUUCCAAGCCAUUCUGCAACUCUUCUUUGCUUUUGGAAGGAACGUCUGGGCCCUGUAUCUUCUUCUCGAGGGAAUCAGCCCCAUGGAAGCCCUGCUGCGUAGCUUUAUAAACAGCAUUAACAAGGAGAUGCGUGAAGCAGAGCAGCGCGUGAUCACAGAAUUGCAGAAAUACGGCGCUGCCUACGCGUCCCAACUGAUAGCUCUGUUUUUAAUGCAUAGCAGCGAGGCCGUCCGCACCGUUGGCUUCCACAUCAUUGAUAUAAUCCUGAAGAACAUAACCACAUUGUCUUGGUCUUCGCAGGUUGCCAGUUACUUGAUGAACAGGGUGCUCGGUACUCAGGUUUUUUCCAAUGCCGCAGAGCUGCAGACGCUGAAAACCAAAAUCGGAAGGUUAUCGGCAAAGUCUUAACGUCCCGCUUCGCCGGAAACGCGUGACGAGGACACUUGUGUUUUUAAGAGAAACAAAGCCAAAACCACUUGUUUCUAAAUGCACUUUUAAAAGAGAGCGUAUACUUUUUUUUUUAUAUAAAGAAUUAGAUUGCCAAGGGGUGGAAAUCCAUCGGACUCUUUCUAGUCUGAUCACCCAGAAGGCGGCUCUGCUGCCUGAUUCCGAGCUGUCUACACACUCGUGCCUCUCGUACGCUCGCGUACAAUUCAUGCCAAAUC
Messenger RNA from Spea bombifrons (plains spadefoot toad), 2756 nucleotides. RefSeq lists its product as uncharacterized. The record is from RefSeq and is a predicted model, not a curated record. NCBI's taxonomy places the organism in Eukaryota, Metazoa, Chordata, Amphibia, Anura, Pelobatidae. The transcript has 23 exons. The coding region runs from base 1 to 2499 and encodes 832 amino acids.